Trichoderma gamsii is the source of this 6048-nucleotide messenger RNA. RefSeq lists its product as hypothetical. The transcript is spliced from 2 exons. The record is from RefSeq and is a predicted model, not a curated record. Lineage: Eukaryota; Fungi; Ascomycota; Sordariomycetes; Hypocreales; Hypocreaceae. Gene Ontology annotation, cellular component: cytoskeleton. Bases 1 to 6048 code for a protein of 2015 amino acids.
AUGGCAAGCUCAGUUGCCACCGAGACGGGCUCCGUCGUGGGCCUGUCCCUCCCCAACAACCACAACGACCUGGCGACGCCGCCUGGGGCUGAACAACCAAACGGCAGCAAGGCGAUCCCACCCAUCAAAGUCUCAGACAAGCCCCUGCUCAGGGACCCGUCUGUCACGCCUCGAAUCAAGAAAAAGGUGCCGUGGAAGGGCAAGAACAUCAUAGUUACGCUACCACGGGACGAUGAGCGCGGUCUCUCGGGACAACCGCCGAUGCCUCUUCGACAACACGAGAUUGAGCGAAUGUUUGAUUCGUGGGUGGAGCUAGGGUAUAAUGUAGACGGUUUCGAUUUGCCGGCUGAGGAUGAUACGACUCAGGAAUCUCAAAGCAGAGAGGAGUGGCCUAGUUUUGAAGAUUUGGCGCAAGAGCGCUAUGAACGAGACUAUACAGUGGUCCUGCCAGACCUGAAUGCGUGGAAGAACUAUGUCAAUGACUUACAAGAAGCCAAGCUUAGAGCUCUUGGCGUCUCUUUCGGAGACGAUGAACCCGAAGCUGCACCCUCAAUAUCUUCACAACCUUCGCGACUACCUUCGGCUCAAUAUCCUCCACUGCCCUUCUCACCUCCAAUUCCGACUUCCUCAGCGUCCAGCAAUCAUGCGAUACCCGGUUUCCCGUUCCCAACUCCCUUCAUCCCCGGCGCUGCCGCCAACCAGAGCCCUUUGGCAUCGGGCGCCUCGCCAGUACCCUUCAGUGUGGCUGGCAAAUUCAAUGCCCGGCAGUCCAUCUCAUUCCCUGCUAACAACUCACCUUUCCAACAGCCGCCGCAGGGAUGGCCCAACCAGGCUGGUAUCUUGCAGGGUAUGAGUCCUCAAGAUUCGCCAUCCAUCAUGAGUUUCAAUGGCAUCAUGUCACCUCAGUCUCCUUAUGGCGUGGAAUUCCACCAGACUGGCAGCCCGGCGUUCAAUCUACACCAGAGGCAUCAGUCACUGCAAUAUCUACCACAGCAGUACGCUAGAGCUUCUCCCCGCCUGCAAGACGUUAGGGAAGAUGAAGAAGAGGAGGAGCAAGUGGGUGGCAAGAGUCCAUCCAAAACCCCCGAGCCUGUACAGCGCAAUGCAGACCAGCUACAAGCCGAGAUUGAUGAUGCCGAGUAUCAUCUGGAGGAACAGCUACGCAAUGAGCUGGAACAUGAAGAUUACAAUCCCCAGACGAGAGCAGAAGCCGUUGCUCACCAGCCCUUUGUUGCUGCGCAUGCUCAUCAGCCUUCUGCCGGCGGCUUUGCGCCAGUUGAGCAUUUUGCCAACGAGCCUGGCAAGCCCAUGGUUUUGCACCACCCGCGACCUCACAGCCGGGGUCAUUCCCUUACCCAAAACUACUAUCGGGAUGACGAACCUGUUGAAGGCGUUAACCAAAAUGUCAUGCCACAAUUUGGGCCAUUGAACGACAUUCCGGAAACUCAUCGUGUCGACGAUGAUGCUUAUGAGGAAAUCCAGACCAAUCCCAGUAAUCUCGGCACACCUAUUCAGGACAUUGACUUUGCUGCUGCUUUCAGCCAGCAUCAAAAGAAUGCAUCUGCUUCGAGCAACCCAUGGCAGGACGCGGUGUCUCUUAACAAUGCUGGUAGCCAACAUUCGGCCAACGACAGCAAGUCUUCCUUGUCCAAAUUCAAUGUGGAAGCACCAGAGUUCAAGUUCAAUCCCACGAGCACAUUCACUCCUGGCCUUUUCAACUUUGACACUCCUAGCUUCCAGCCGGGUGUGUAUCAUGCUGGCGCACCAGAUGCCAUGGAGCAGACUCCUUUCGGAGUCCCGCAACAGGAGCCUCCAGCAGCCAAGAUCAAUGUCAAUGCUCCGGCAUUUGCCCCUGGACAGAGCGAAUUUAACUUUUCUUCAUCUGGCCCCAAAUUCCGGCCUGAUGCUCCCGCAUUUACACCAUUCCAACCCCAAGGUGCUGCAUCCAAUCCUGCUGAAGGUGGCAUGAAGGGAUUCCCCAGACGGACCGAUUCUAUCUUUACUAAUAUCAGGAUCGAACCUAAUCAACAUACCGACUCUGUUGCUCCUAAAAAAUCCAGAGCCGUCCCCGUCUUGAGAUCUACUAGUGAAUCGCCAGUCGCUUCUGAAGGUGAUAUCAGAGAGCCUGAUGGUCGCGUUCAGGACGACUCCAGAGCUAAGCGGGCUAAGAGCGCUGCAGAAGAUAUAGAUGAUGUGCCCCUCUUUGCCGACAGACCAGAUGACUUGAUCGGAGAGGAAGAAGAAGAAGAAGAAGAAGAAGAGGAAGAAGUAGAAGAAGGUGAAGUUGAGGCUGAAGACAUUGGCAUGGCUGAAUCGUCGGUUAAAGAAUCGCGGAGCUUUGCUGAGGAAGGCUCAGUUGAUGGAGAAGCUGUGUUGCCUGCCGAUACUUCCAUGUCUUCGGUUGACCAGAUCGAUACUCAGGUUACUACUGCUGCUCCCUCUGAGACGUCACCAGCUGAAGCAUCUAUCAAGUGGACGUCAUCUUUCGAACUGACACCUCGACAUUUGUCAGCGGCUACUCCAGCAUCUCUCCCGGACCUUCCAGACGAAAGCGAGGCUCGCUCAGAUGGAGAAGGGUUAUCCGAAUCCACACAGCCCAACGCUCAGUCUGCUCCUGAAGAUCCUCAAAUUGCAAUCGCCAGACGCAAGCUUACUCCCAAAGGUCUUACUGGGUCCCGAUUUGCUCUACCCUUGCCGAAGUCGGUUGGCUUGGCCUCAUCUCGUUUCGCCGAGCCAACUCCCGCCGUUACUGCUGGGCAAGAGGAUGAUGAUGAUGACGACGACACAAUUGAGUUUGCAGAAGAGGGAACAAGCGGUUUCAAUGCCACGCCUACUACGAAUGGCGACAAGCGCGAACCUACUUUCGAGGAGAUUGAUGCGGUCAUGCAACGAAUGGAGAGAGAUCAUUCUCAGGGCAUUAACAAAUCCAUUGAGACCUUCAAGUGGCCUCGUCCAGCUGUCGAGGCUCAUGCAUCGUCGGAUGAGCUGCAUAUCCCUUCAGACCAUGCGCGCGAGAAGAUGAGCGUUAUUCCACGCAAGUAUAGCGACAUUCUGAACAACACGUCUCAGCAAUUGUUGAGUACUGAACUGGAAGAUCCGUUCAUAGACCCGCCGCUGAGCGCCCAGAUUCUGAGACGUGGCAGCGGACUCGAAGAAGGCGAGAUUGAGAGCGACCAAGUUAGUGACUGGGAAGGCGCCUUCUCAGAGGAGGAACAUUCGAAGCUUGAGAAUCGUGUCCAGUUCUUCGAUGGCCGUGUUAACGACGUCGUCGGUACGCUCUUGGCAUCCAGACUUGAGCCCCUUGAGAAGGCUGUUCUCACCCUCUCUCACUCUCUGAAAUCUAAAGACCAACGGGCUCCUUCAUCUCGACGUGAUGCUCGUGGUGGCUCAAUUGAGUAUCAAGAGAGCGAUGCUGAUGACGAAGACGAUGAGCCUGCUCCUCGUCGCUCCACGAGUCCCAAGAGGGACCGAAAACUGGACCAGAUCCGUUCAAUUGUUAUCGAAGCUCUUGCCUCGCAAUCACGCAAUCUACCAACCGUCAAUACGGAAGCCACUAGCGAUGGAACUUUCCUGAGGUCUCUUGAUGAGAUCAAAGAGUUGUUGGUUGCCAGUGCCAGGCACGCGCCUCGUGACGAUAUCAACUCUGUUCCUUUCGAGGGCAUGUUGCAAGCCAAGUCCAACGAAGAGCUUGCUGCAAGGGUCCGCGAACUUGAGACAAAGGCAAUGGAUCUCGAGCAGCGACAUCGCUUAGAUCAAGAGAGCCUUGAGAAUGAAAUCAAGGAGCGCAGGGCCGCAGAAGAUGCAGUAGCUGAGCUCAGUCGAAAGCUACAGUCUACAGAGGCACAGGUGGAAGUCGAAGUUAUUAACCGCAGCGUUUUCGACGGCCGUGUUGCCGAGCUUGAAGCGAGAGCCAGGCGGCAAGAAGACACCAACGAGCAGGAAGUCAAAGCUAGGCGUGCAGCCGAAGAUAACCUUUCCGAAGUUCAACGCUUGCUACACAAUGCCUCCGAGGAAGAGACCCGACUACGCGAAAUGGUGGACGAGAGAAACCAGGCUAUCAAGUCACUAGAGCACUCCGCAGGAAAGACUGCCCUGCAAAUUUCCAAGAUGGAGGUUGCUCGCGAUCACUGGACCCAUCACCAAGCGGAAAUGGUCAACAGGAUCAACGUCCUCGAAACCGAUCUUCGCAAUGUUCGCCAAGAUAACAAUACUUACAGAGCGGAGAUGGAACGAGCUGAUGAAGCCGCACGCCGUAGCCAUGGCGAGCUCGGUCAUGCUUUGAAUGAAAACAAGCAUCUUCAUAAGUCACUUGAAAGUGUCGUUUCUCAACUGGAAGAAAACGAACGACUUCGAGAGACAUGGCGAGCUAAGUUCCUCUCGCUUCAGAACGAUAUGGGUCAGGCCGCUCGCGAGGUAGCGGAGGAAAGUGCGCGACGCAUCAAGAAAGAACAGGCCAUGCUGGCGCGCCAAGAAGUUUUAGAAGCACGGCUGCAGGCCGAAUCUAAGACUCGUGAACGUCUUGAAGUUGAAAUGGAACGACUUCAGGAUAACGAACGGACUGGCAUGCGUGCUGUGAACGAGUGCAAUCGUCUUGACGGGCUGCUGUCUGAGCUUCGCAGCGAGAAUUUCAAGCUCCAGCAGGCGGCUGCUCGAUACCAGCGCGAGUUUGAAGAGGCUCGUGAAUCUGGGGCCAGCGAGGUCAAGAGAACUCGCAUGUCUCUGCAGGCUGAGCUCGAGGAUGCCAACAACCAGGUCAACGUUGUUCGGGAAGAGUACGAGGAGCAGAACGCGAAACUGCGCUCUGAGCUUGACCAUCUCAGGCUUCAGAUUGAUACUGCCAAGGCGCAAAACGAGAUGCUUCUUGAGGAGGCGCAGUCCACCAGGAUCGCCGAGCUGGUCGAACUCAAACAAAAGCAUCAGAGCGAGUUGGAGGAUAUCCACGCUCGUCAUGAGCGCCAGUUGAACAACGCAACUGAGGACGGUCAGCGAACAGAGCAGCACCUCCUAGAGCGUCUCAGCUUAUCUACAUCCAAGACCGAACUUCUCCAGGACCGCGUUAUUCACCUUGAAGAGAAACUUGAGAUUACGAAGCAGGCCGCAGCCGCCGCAGCUCAAGCUGCGAAGUCGGCUGGCGUUGACUCUUCGUUGGUCUUGAGCCCUGUGAUGGCUAAACCAGCAGAGCGGGUUGAGAUGCCUGAAAGGAUCUCCCCACAAGCUCUCCGGGAAUCCAUCAUGGUUCUCCAAGAACAGCUGCAGGCACGCGAACAGCACAUCGAGGAACUUGAGCAGACUGUUGCUGAACUUGAUCCCGAUGCGGCAACCAAGAUCUCGAAGCGCGACGACGAGAUUAACUGGCUGCGCGAGCUUCUUGCUGUGAGACAGGGAGAUCUUCAAGACAUAAUCGCGGCUCUUUCCAGAGACAGAUUUGACCGCGCCGCUGUCAAGGAUGCUGCCAUCAGACUCAAGGCCAACCUGCAGAUGGAGGAACAAGAGCGUGAGAGGGCCAUGAAUGGUGGCUCAGCCAUUACUCUCCCUAACAUUGCUCAGACAAUCCAAGCUGCGACGCCGCGUGUAGUGCAAAGCAUUGCUCCUAUCGCAGCUGCUUGGGACAACUGGCGCAAGAGUGGUCAGACUAGCUUCCGAGGAAUUUCAGGAGUGUUGAGUUCGCCUGCUGUCACGGGCAAUUCCACCCCAACUAAGAGUAGAAAUGACUCGGCACAGCAGAAUGGCGGCGGCAUGGUGAGCGGGCUUCUCACCCCUCCAGCCACUGCUCUUCGUCAGCCUCCCACGCCGGACAGCCAUCAACAGCCCACUGCCUUUUCCAGCAUCGGAAGGCGAUUCACGGGCCAGAGCGUUCAUGAUCGAACACGCACAGAUUCCAACGUGUCUCAUCGAUCCGAUAAGAGGCCCUUCCAAGACCUUCCCCUUCGACGUCAGGAGUUGGCAGCUGAGCCAGUGACACCUCCUCAUUUAGGACAUCAGAAUGUGUACGAUGAGGACGCGCAGCCUGGCGACUUUGACGACCAUGACUUCUUUGAAGAGGACUGA